Molecule: messenger RNA, 952 nt
Organism: Vombatus ursinus (common wombat)
Lineage: Eukaryota; Metazoa; Chordata; Mammalia; Diprotodontia; Vombatidae
Product: leukocyte cell-derived chemotaxin-2-like
Exons: 4
Coding region: 232-687 (151 amino acids)
Source: RefSeq, a predicted model, not a curated record
AUUUCACUUUAGACGUUCUCUCACACACUCACAUGCUCUUUCUUUUUUCUCUCACCCUGCCUUCCAAACAUUUUGUGUCUCUGACUAAAUUAGUGCUUAAAAGCAACACCAAUCUGUACUUUUGAGGCUAAAGUGGCUGAAAAACAUUACUUCCUUCUCUCUUGACUAUCACUCAGAAAGAGAGAAGUAUUCUGGCAUAAGCAGCAACACCAGCAAAGGAGAAGUAACAAAAUGUUGUCAUUCAAGGCACUGAUCUUGGCUGUUUUGAUUUCAACUGCAUUGGCAGGACAAUGGAAUAGCAUAUGUGCUGGGAAUCCUUCUAAUAUUAUCAGGAGCUGUGAUAGACAUGGAUGUGGACACUUUGGUGCCUCUAGGAGCCAAAGAACGCACAAUGGAGUGGAUGUAGAAUGUACAGAUGGAUCAACUGUGUAUGCUCCUUUCACUGGAAAGAUUAUUCGUCAAGUGAAACCUUAUAACAAUAAUAAUGCAAUUAAUAAUGGCGUACUGAUGUCUGGAGGAGGUUUCUGUGUCAAAAUAUUCUACAUAAAACCAAUUAAAUAUAAUGGUUCUAUCAAAAAGGGAGAGAAACUAGGAGUUCUAUUGCCUAUGCAGAGGGUUUAUCCUGGUAUCCAGUCACAUAUACACAUCCAGAAUUGUGACCUGAGUGAUCCUACUGGUUAUUUGUAAAUGGAAAGAUGAAGACAAUUUUUUUUAACAACAGCAGCAGCUUAUUAAACUUUUUCCCCUGCAAUCUAUUUGCUUUUCACUGAACUCGUGGUCAUAUAAGAAGCUGGUCAUAGUGCAUCAACAUUUUGUUCACUUGAUGUUGUUAGGGAAGCCUUUUUUUUUUUUUUCUAUACUUUCUAUCCUAUUUGUUUGCCACUAAUGGGAUUUUGGGUACCUUUCCUUUACUCUUUUUAAUUUUUUUCUAAGGCAUAUCUGAAAUAAAUAA